Penicilliopsis zonata CBS 506.65 is the source of this 620-nucleotide messenger RNA. RefSeq lists its product as hypothetical. The transcript has a single exon. The record is from RefSeq and is a predicted model, not a curated record. The annotation marks the transcript as partial. NCBI's taxonomy places the organism in Eukaryota, Fungi, Ascomycota, Eurotiomycetes, Eurotiales, Aspergillaceae.
AUUAUAUUAUAUUAUCUUAUCACUUUCAUUAAACAUUACAUAUAUUAUUAUUAUCAUUAUUAUUAUUAUCAUUAUUGUCAAUUAUUGUCAAUUGACAGCCGACGUCGGUUGUGGCCCGCGAAAACUCACUCGUGCGAUCCACGGCUCGGUCGGGGCAAGGCUUCUAGAAAACGUCGAGAAGCGUGGCAGUGGACAGGUGGACAGUGGCAAGCGGUUGUGGGUGGACAAGACAUGGACAGUGGACAGUGGACAGUGGACACUGCAUAUUUUUUUUUCUCAGUUGCAUAUGCACCUACUGCGUGUUCGGUAUUACUACGCUCAUUACCCUCUGGAGUGCUCCGUGGUGUCUCCGACUGUCCGUGGUCUCUCCGUAUUAUUGCCGCUGUCUGCCGUCCUUCGGAUCCAGACCGUAUAUGCCUCAUACUAGGUACCGUCCCUAGGUAGUUACUCCGUUAGGUAGUCCGUAGUCCGUAGUCCGUACCUGGAUUUAAGGUAUUAGUCUCUGCCCGUCGGGGUGAGUCGGUGAGUGAAGUCGGUCGAAUCCUCCUAUCCCGCACUUGUCGCUGGCCGGACGGAGUAUGUGCUCACACUCUCCGGGUUUUUCCUGCAGUAGAUCCCCC